Penicillium alfredii is the source of this 867-nucleotide messenger RNA. Its product is annotated as phosducin family protein. Gene Ontology annotation, biological process: regulation of G protein-coupled receptor signaling pathway. Bases 1 to 867 code for a protein of 288 amino acids. The record is from RefSeq and is a predicted model, not a curated record. The transcript has 3 exons. Lineage: Eukaryota; Fungi; Ascomycota; Eurotiomycetes; Eurotiales; Aspergillaceae.
AUGUCUUCAGCCCAAGGCGAGUUCAACGACCUGGUGAAAAACAACCGCGUCCACACCUCCACCCACCCCGAAGACCGUGACGCCUCUCCCUCCUCCCCCGACUUCUCCGACGACGACCGCUCCACACGUCGCGUGCGACAAGGCCGGCCUGCCCUCGACUCGUCCGACGACGAUCAGGACAACAAUAUGGUCUCCUCGCGCACCGCCAGCUACCGGAUCCCUAAUACCGUGUACGACGCCAACACGGGGCCCAAGGGAGUCAUCGCCGACGCCCAGGCCUUUGAGCGUGCCCGCAAGAAGUCCUUCCGCAGGACCCUGCUCAGCGCUGCCGGCUUCGACUCCGCCGGGCCGGCCCUGUCGUCCGGGAAAUCCACCAGGGACGACACCUCGCUGCACCCGCCCGAGGCGGGGUCAUCUAGCAGCGAUGACGACGAGGAACGCUUCUUGCGCAAGUGGCGCACCUCGCGCAUGCAGGAGCUUCAGAACCGCUCCCUGCGCCGCCUCAGCCCCCGCGGCCGUGUCUAUGGCUCCGUUGAGAACGUCGAUGCAGCAGGCUACCUCGACGCCAUCGAGAAGGUCACUUCGGAUACCGUGGUCGUGGUGUGCAUCUAUAACCCGGAGUCCGACGACAGCGCCGUGAUCGAAGAGUGCCUCGUCACCAUUGCCCGUCGCCAACCCACCACCCGCUUUGUCAAGCUGCACCACGAGAUCGCCGAGAUGGACCACAUCCAGGCCCCCGCCCUGCUGGCCUACCGCGGCGGCGACGUCUUUGCCACCAUUGUCAAUAUCCUGCACAACAUCCCCAAGGGCCGGAGUUGCAGCGCUGACAGUUUGGAAGAUCUACUGAAAAUGAACCGCGUGCUAUGA